AUGUCUUCUCGUCCAGAACUCAAGGUUGACGACGAAGUCGGCUUCAUUCGUUUUUAUCGUUCCCUCGCAGCAAACAGCGACGAUGAAACUAUCCGCGUUUUCGACCGCGGUGACUGGUAUUCUGCGCAUGGCGCCGAAGCCGAGUUCAUCGCUCGUACUGUCUAUAAGACCACAUCUAUACUCCGCAACCUAGGCCGCAGCGACUCCGGCGGCCUUCCUUCCGUCACCAUGAGCGUGACUGUCUUCCGCAACUUUCUGCGCGAAGCUCUCUUCCGACUCAACAAGCGUAUUGAAAUCUGGGGCUCGGUCGGAACGGGCAAAGGCCAUUGGAAGCUGGUAAAACAAGCUAGCCCAGGAAACCUCCAAGAUGUGGAAGAAGAGUUAGGUAGCGUUGGUGGAUUAUCCAUGGACUCUGCUCCUAUUAUCUUAGCGGUUAAGAUCUCGGCCAAGGCCGCAGAGGCCAGGAAUGUGGGAGUGUGCUUUGCCGACGCCAGUGUGCGGGAGCUCGGUGUUAGCGAGUUUCUGGAUAACGAUAUCUAUUCCAACUUUGAGUCACUUAUUAUCCAGCUUGGGGUCAAGGAGUGUCUGGUGCAGAUGGACUCUAAUAAAAAGGACGUUGAAUUGGGGAAGAUUCGAGCUAUUGCGGAUAACUGCGGGAUCGCCAUCUCCGAGAGGCCUGUGGCUGAUUUUGGUGUCAAGGAUAUUGAGCAGGAUCUGACGAGGUUGUUGAGGGAUGAGCGGUCGGCUGGCACGCUGCCGCAGACGGAGCUGAAGCUUGCUAUGGGCUCAGCGUCUGCGUUGAUUAAGUACCUUGGUUACCAGCUCUAUCAGCAUGAUUUGUCGCAGUUUAUGAAGUUGGAUUCGUCGGCGCUGCGUGCUCUUAACCUUAUGCCUGGCCCGCGGGACGGAUCGAAGUCUAUGAGUUUGUUUGGCUUGUUGAAUCACUGCAAGACGCCUGUUGGGAGCCGGUUGCUUGCGCAGUGGCUGAAGCAGCCGUUGAUGGAUUUGGCGGAGAUCGAGAAGAGACAGCAGCUUGUGGAGGCUUUUGUCGUCAACACGGAGCUGAGACAGACUAUGCAGGAGGAGCACCUUCGCUCCAUACCGGAUCUGUACAGACUAGCGAAGCGGUUCCAGCGCAAACAGGCAAACCUGGAGGACGUCGUGCGGGUGUAUCAGGUUGCUAUUCGCUUGCCUGGUUUUGUCAAUUCUCUCGAGAAUGUGAUGGACGAAGAAUAUCAGACACCUCUGGAGACGGAGUACACUUCCAACCUCCGGAGUCACUCCGACAGCUUAGUGAAACUGGAGGAGAUGGUUGAGACUACAGUUGAUCUUGAUGCGCUGGAGAACCAUGAGUUUAUUAUCAAACCUGAGUUUGAUGAGAGUCUGCGGAUCAUCAGGAAGAAGCUGGACAAACUCCGUCAUGACAUGGGUGUUGAGCACCGCAGAGUAGCUCGGGACCUCGACCAAGAUAUGGAGAAGAAACUCUUCUUGGAGAACCACAGGGUGCACGGAUGGUGUUUCCGACUUACUCGCAACGAGUCGGGCUGUAUCCGCAACAAACGAGAGUAUCAGGAAUGCUCUACACAGAAGAACGGCGUCUACUUUACUACGACGACUAUGCAAACACUUCGCCGGGAGCAUGAUCAACUGUCCUCAAACUACAACAGAACUCAGACCGGCCUGGUGAAUGAGGUCGUCAAUGUCGCCGCGUCCUACUGUCCCGUCCUGGAACGACUUGCCGGUGUGCUAGCACAUCUCGAUGUCAUUGUAAGCUUCGCUCAUGCUUCUGUCCAUGCGCCGACGCCCUAUUCUCGGCCCAAGAUGCACCCACGAGGCACCGGAAACACGGUUCUCAAGGAAGCGCGUCACCCCUGUAUGGAGAUGCAGGAUGACAUCUCAUUCAUCACUAAUGAUGUGGCUUUGGUUCGAGACGAGUCCUCCUUCCUAAUCAUUACUGGUCCAAACAUGGGAGGUAAAUCGACUUAUAUUCGCCAGAUCGGUGUUAUCGCCCUCAUGGCUCAAACGGGCUGCUUUGUGCCUUGCACGGAAGCAGAAUUAACCAUCUUUGACUGCAUCCUUGCACGUGUUGGUGCAAGUGAUUCGCAGCUCAAGGGAGUGUCUACUUUCAUGGCUGAGAUGCUUGAGACAUCCAAUAUUCUCAAGUCGGCAACGUCCGAGUCUCUUAUCAUCAUCGACGAGCUUGGGCGCGGUACAAGCACAUAUGAUGGCUUCGGCCUAGCAUGGGCCAUCUCCGAACACAUCGUCACAGAGAUUCGCUGCUUUGGUCUUUUCGCUACUCACUUCCAUGAAUUGACAGCUCUCGCCGAUCGAUACCCCAAGUCUGUCAAGAACCUGCACGUGGUCGCCUUCAUCGGUGAUGGUACCGAUGAUGACAGUGAAGAUAAAAAGUCCAAGCGGAACCAGGUCACUCUCCUGUACCGUGUCGAACCUGGCAUUUGUGACCAGUCAUUCGGUAUCCACGUUGCCGAAUUGGUCCGCUUCCCAGAGAAAGUGGUUAACAUGGCCCGUCAGAAGGCAGAGGAACUUGAAGACUUUACUUCAUCGGAACAGCAAAACCAGCAGUCAUCCAUGGCUAUCGAUGGAUACUCGCAAGAAGAAGUUGAGGAGGGCAGUGCCCUUCUCAAGGCGAUGUUGUUGAAAUGGAAGGCGGAGACCGAGUCGUCUGGUAAGGAGUUGACGGUGGAAGAGAAGCGACAGAUCAUGCGUGAUCUCGUCAAAGCGGAUGAGAAGCUGCAAGCAAACAAGGAUGACAACAUGCUCAUGAGCGAUGGAUUGCUGCGGGUAUUUUGGCCAUAUGACCUUCCUCGGUCAUCGUCACAGGGCGUGAUUGUCGGGUGGAAGAACUCGGAGCUCGACUUGUUCGUGCUGACGGUCUUGGAGGAUGUUGAGCCUAGGAAUGUCGACAAUGCUCUGCGUGCUGGAAUCCUUUUUCGCAACAGCCCCCAUCCGAUUGUGAGGAUAUUUACGCUCUGUGGCAGAUCUGCCAUGCAUGUGCUGGGGACGACCAAUCCACGAGAGCCACCGACGGCGUUUAGCCCGUCGCACCUGUAUGUGAAUACGCAUUCGUCAUUUAAGAUCCCUCGGAUAUAUUGUCCGCCGGAGACGAAUGUGUCUGUUCAGGUUAUCAUGUUUCAUCGCCCUCAUCCUACCCGCAUGGAGUAUAUGUCGCUAGAGCCGAUUUCCCUUGCUCUGGGCGACAAGGUGUUUGCUGCGGACAAAUCCGACUCAGUAUCCGACAAGAUUGAUACCGAGGAGGAGCGGGAUAAAACGCAGUCUCAGAAGUUGGUUGAAAAGCUUAAGCUUCAUACGGUCGUUAAGCAUGUCCCGUCGCACAAAGAGCAGGCACUGCCCCUCAUAAUCAACCAAGUGAAUUGCGCCUACGAGAUGGGGAAGCUCAUGGAAAAGAAUAGUCACCUGAUUGGGAUUCGUGUCAAGAGGAGUAUGAGCGUUGGUGAGCGAGUUGUCGAAUCUGCAACCACGCUGUGGGAUCUUUUUGUCCUUGGUGUUUCCUAUGUGUUCUGGCAAUGGGUGUGGCCUGUUGUCACACGGAUCUUCGUCAUCGGUCUUGUGUUCCACCGAACAAUUGCUGAGAUAGUACUCCAGAUUCUAGAAUGGCGCGCCCGGCCCGAUGCAGCAGCUUUAAAGGACAUAUCAGCAACGGCCCAACAAGUUGACAUUCGGCUCCAACAGUUCUGCUACUGGCCCAUUCAAUACGUCAAGCUGCGACAGAGGAAGGAUAAUUGGGAGAGUGUGACUACCAGCCAUCCAGACUAUAUUCGGUUCUACAACAGUCUAUGGCUUGUCGCGAACGACGUGAUUAUCGGUAUAGCGUUGGGUUCCUACAUCAUCGAUAAUGCAAAUUGGGUGGCUUUGCAAAUCAACGCUAUUCUUACUGGCUGGACUGUGGAAGGAUUACAACGUACUAUAUCCUGGCUGAUGGACUGGCCAGCAGGCUUAAAGUUGAAUAAUGAGCUCGCAGCUUUUCUGGGCGAUCUGUUUCUCAUGCCGAUUGCCCUCUUCUCAGAUCUCGUAUCUAUACUGACCGUGCACAUUUACUCGUUCUAUAUCGCCUCGGCGCGCAUCUUCAAUUGGCAGCUGACUAUCAUCAUAUCCCUAUUCCACCUGUUCCGUGGUAAGAAGCGGAAUGUGCUGCGCAAUCGUAUAGAUUCAUGCGACUAUGAUUUAGAUCAACUCCUGAUUGGGACGAUCCUGUUCACAGUGCUCUUCUUUCUCCUUCCUACCAUCAUCGUUUUCUACCUGGCUUUUGCAACCGCUCGGAUGUCAAUCAUCUCGGUGAAAGCGAUACUUGAUACAUGUCUGGCAUUCUUGAACCACUUCCCACUCUUCGCCUUGAUGCUGCGGGUCAAAGAUUCCCGGCGACUGCCAGGCGGUAUUCACUUUGAGCUCCGCGAAGAGCAUGAUAAGUCAUCAAACAACGACUCGGCUUCCAUAGUACCAUACAUCCAUCUCGAGUCAAUACCCCUGACUCUUCGCGCCAUGUUCGACCAAUACUUCCAACUAGGCCAUCGCCUCCGAAAACAUUAUCUCUCGCCGCGCGUGAUCUUCUGCCUAGUAACCGGCCGCUUCGUGCCCCCGAUCCACCGUCGCAAUCUCUACAGCAUGCAAUAUAGUAUGCUUCCUGCUCGUCGGGCCGGAAUGGCCGAGGUGUGGUCCUUGUUGACCCAGCCUCGUAAAACGAAUAGUGGCGGCGGCGGUUCCUCUACCAUGGCUGGGGGAAUGGGUGCAACGGCGAAUGGGCUACUGAAGGUUCCGGGCGGGUUCGGCCAGGGUGAUAUGAGGAGACGAGGACAUCGAUGA
Messenger RNA from Aspergillus pseudonomiae, 4839 nucleotides. Its product is annotated as mismatch repair ATPase MSH2. Gene Ontology annotation, cellular component: membrane; nucleus; MutSalpha complex. The coding region runs from base 1 to 4839 and encodes 1612 amino acids. Gene Ontology annotation, molecular function: mismatched DNA binding; ATP binding; ATP-dependent DNA damage sensor activity. The record is from RefSeq and is a predicted model, not a curated record. Gene Ontology annotation, biological process: GPI anchor biosynthetic process; mismatch repair; mitotic recombination. NCBI's taxonomy places the organism in Eukaryota, Fungi, Ascomycota, Eurotiomycetes, Eurotiales, Aspergillaceae. The transcript is spliced from 8 exons.